Molecule: messenger RNA, 522 nt
Organism: Microdochium trichocladiopsis
Lineage: Eukaryota; Fungi; Ascomycota; Sordariomycetes; Xylariales; Microdochiaceae
Exons: 1
Coding region: 142-420 (92 amino acids)
Source: RefSeq, a predicted model, not a curated record
UCAUCGCUCAGUUGUCUGGUACUUGAUUUCGUGAAAUUAUCUGUGUUUUCCUUGGGGUGGCGUUCAGGGUCUUGAACCGUGAGGCGGGCAGGCGAUUUCCAGGUGCCGGAUUUUGCAUUCUCCUGACUGGCAAACAGGAUAAUGAUCAUGAUGAUGACCAGAUACCACACGAGGACGGGAUUAUGGGCUGCAUAUAUUGGAAGUGGGGGAGGUCUCCCCAGGGCGGGUAGUCUUUUGUCUCGCGCAAGGUUAUGUUUCUGUUUCCUCUGGAUAUCGCGAUAUUCCUCGAUUUUAUCGUCAAACCCCGCUGCGUCCUGCCUCUGGGCCUUCCUGGUUUUCUUUUUUUUUGUCCUUGCCGCACGCACACGUUGUACAUCUCGCUUUUACUUGCACAUUUUCACUUUUACUCAAAUGAACUAAGAUCACAGUGAUUCAAAUCUACUCCCGUUUAACUUCUGGUAUAUUUGUCUCAUACUAGCGGGGUCGCAAAGGGAAGAAUCGUCACUCGAACAGACAGGGAGG